GCGCCGAACUCCAGUUUCCAAAGUUUAGAGUGAUGCUAAGGUUAGCCGAUGGACGGCAGUGAGUCUCUGUCCUCAUUAACGGCGCACAGAUGGAUGACAUCAAUGUUUUACACCACAGAUGCCUUCUCAAUUUGAGGCGUAGAAUUCGAGACAUAGGAGAUGGUCGCCCAGCACAAGAUCGAUGCAUGAGGUUGCAGAAGGAUGGAGACACACUUAGUUACCAAGGGAACUCCGAGGAAGUGGGUUGCUAUGUGGCUGGCCAUCCUUUAUCAAAGGGAAAUUGCUACUUUGAGGUAACAAUAGUGGACACAGGAGUGAGGGGAACCAUCGCGGUGGGCCUGGUGCCUAAAUUCUACAGGCUGGACCACCAGCCUGGCUGGCUGCCAUACUCUGUAGCUUACCAUGCUGACAACGGCAAGUUGUAUAAUGGUAACCCUGUUGGAAAGCAGUUUGGGCCAAAAUGCGCUCGUGGUGACCGCAUUGGCUGCGGCAUACACUCAGAAAACACAGAAGCUGGUCUUACUACUGUUUUCUUCACCAAAAAUGGCAGCGAGGUGGGUUCAAUAGAGGUUCCUGUGUCGUCUGAGGGCCUUUACCCGGCUGUAGGUAUGCACUCCAUGGGGGAGGAGGUGAAGGUUGACCUGCGGGCGGAGUGGCUCUUAGAGGAGGAUGAUACCAUGAUGAUGGUUGACAGCCAUGAAGAUGACUGGGGACGGCUCCAUGAUGUCAGAGUCAGCGGCAUGCUCCUGGAAUAUGUUGGCAAAGGAAAGAGCAUCAUGGACGUUGGUUUGGCUCAGGCCCGCCAGCCGCUCUCCACCCGCUGCCACUACUAUGAAGUGGAGAUAGUUGAUGCUGGGGAGAAGUGCUACAUCGCCUUGGGCUUGGCAAGAAGGGAUUAUCCCAAGAACAGACACCCUGGGUGGAGCCGAGGGUCCGUCGCCUAUCAUGCAGAUGAUGGGAAGAUCUUCUAUGGCAUCGGAGUUGGAGACGCUUUUGGGCCCCGCUGCUUCAAAGGGGACAUCAUGGGGUGCGGCAUCAUGUUCCCACGUGAUUACAGCCUGGACGGAGACGGUUCAGACUUGGGUCAGCUUGAGGGCCAACCCAGUCAAGAUGGCGUCCAGAACGUUAUGUAUCUUAAUGGUGAAGACGAGGAAGAAGAGGAAGGGGACGAAGUCGCUCAGGAACAGCAGGGAAGGAAGGUGACGGUGUUUUUCACCAGGAACGGGAAGCUGAUGGGUCGACGGGAGAUGGCUGUCCCCCCUGGUGGUCUGUAUCCCACCGUGGGGAUGCUGAGCAGCGGUGAGAAAGUCAAGGUGGACCUGCAUCCUCUCAGCGGAUGAAGCGAGAGGUUAUAGGGCAGAGCACGCACCAUCCAGCUGCACACACGCACGUCUUCCUCUGCACUGCACCAGAUUUUAUUUAUAAAACUAGUAAUCGCAGUAAGAACAAACCACAAGCUCUGGCAGCAACGAUUACUUCUAUGCAAUCUGCUCUACUACCAUCCUCCUCCUUCUGCAUGCACUUUGUCUCUGAAACAUUGAGCUGGUAAAUGCUCUCAUCUGGACUCGCUUUUUCCAUUGGUCACGACCCCGAGCAAAGCGGAGAGAGGCCAACGUCAGUUUGUUUCAGGGAACAGGACUCCCUCCCUCUGGGCGAUCAGGGACCUCACAUGCUGCUCUCCCAGAGCCAGAAGUGGAGCUGCUCCGUUUCCUCAUAGCUGCAUCGUCCUCCUUAAAUCAGUAUUGUGAGACAAACCAAGCGUUCGGCGCGUCUGCUGAGACGAGCUCAAUUUGCAGCCAAAAUCCAGAUAAAAACGGGUCAGCAAACAUUUUAUACAUGUCAUUUUUGAAAAACAAAUAUUUAAGUGAAUUUAUCUCAUUCAGGGAAUAUUUGUGUGUUUUAGCACUAUGAUAGAUAAACUUUGGCUUUAUUUUCUGGAUCCAAACUGUGAGCAAAGGUAGAAACUUUAACCCUCUCUAGGCAGGUGUUGCAGAUUUGCAACAAGUUAGCCAGUCUUUUCAAGUAAUUUGAGCCUGAGAGGGACCAGUCCACUAUUGACUGGUCCCAAUUUAUGCAAUCCACAUAAAAAAGUGUAAAUAAAUGACCUAAUGUUUGGAAAAAAAGAUUUCAAUCUGCUCAGUUUUAUCUCCAACUGCAGUCCUGAGAAUUGCUAUCCACCAACCUCCAGAUGACCAUUCACCUCUGCAGGGACCUGAUAACAACACAUUCCUGGACUUCAGGUGUUUUGGAGAAGGAAUGAAUCUAAACGUUGCAGAAUCGUAGCUCUCAGGACCGGAUCUAGACACCCAGCUUAAUGUGAAAAAGAUGCUGCAUGAUGUUUGUUGUUGCAUGGUUCCCUGCAUUUCACUGAAGGGUGACAAGAACAAUUCUGCAUCACAGAGUUCAGGCUGAUAUUUCCCUUUAAAUGCUGCCAGAUUUCUGCAUUGAGCUGUUGAGUCUGUUUUCGUUCUCAAAUUAUUAAAGUUUGACGAAACAAGACAGGUCAGCGAUAUUAAAGUUUAUUAAUUAACUAACAAGAGUCUCGGAAGAAAACUCCUGGUUACUCAUCACCGGAUUGGUCACACUCUGAUGCCCAAAAGUAUUAAUAGCCUGGCAUAUAUUGAUGAAAAACUAUUUUGAAGUGGCACAAGCAUCUCUCAAAAAAUAAUAGGACAAUGUAUAAGUGUGUCAUAAAUAUAUAUAUUUAUAUUUUAAAGCUGCAAUAUGUAACUUGUUGAAACUGUUACUCUGUCGUAACAGUAUCACAUGAGAUAGAUAAUCUGUGAAAAAUCGAUCUCAUUUGCCUUGUCUCAGUGUUAACCAGAAACAACCAAUCAGAGCCAGGAGGCGGGUCUCAGCGCUGUCAAUCAUCCUCCAUGUGGCACUGCUAGAAGCUAGCAGAGCCCUUUGUGAAUGCUAAAGCUAGUGAACGUGGCAGGUAAAUGGUUUUUCUGUAAUGGUGGGUUGGGUUUAGCAGUGAUUACAUGAAGUUGAUUAGCAGAGCCAGGACCCUCCUCUUUGCUCUGAUUGGUUGCUUUUGGUCAGGAGCGAAUCAUUUCUUAAACAGAAGCUUAAACCUAAAUCACUUCACAAAUUUAGCCAACAAAAAUCAAUCAGAUCAAUGGAUAGUAAAGGCAGGGAGGCAUCCUGGGUCGUAGGAAACAAGCAGCAUCAGCAGCGUGAGGUGAACUGAAGACUGGCUUUCUGGUUCUGAGACAUUUAAAAGAGGACACCGACUCUGCUGACCCGAUUACGUCAGGCAGCUUCAGGCAAAGUUCAGCGGCUGCAGCCACAGUCGACCCGCUAGUCGGAGAACGGUGAACCGCACUCAAAAAAUCAGUUCUGAGUGGAAAAAGUCUCCCAUAAUGUGGUGUUUAAUUCUCAGGUUCUGCUGGGUCGAAUCUGAACGCUGUGAUGCGGAAUCCAACAUCAGCAAAAGCUUUGUGAUGAGUCUGGUGGAGCUGGUUUCCACAUAACUUUAUAGAACCUGAAAAUAAUCGAAUCUGUAAAAUUAUACCAACCUGGCCUGUCAUAACAAAUUUUACUGGACGAUAAAUUACCCAGAAGAUAUCGUAAUAAACGAUAAUAUUGUUGUUUUGAGACCAUGUUCAAGUAAUAUUAUGGUAAUAAUGGACUAAUAAUUCCAGAACCCAUUUUAAAAAAUAAAUAAAUCUAGUGAACAUUUAACACUGGAACUGGGAGACAUUUUACAUUUCCAAAAUAAAGAAAACAACAAAAACAACAAAUAAAAUGAAUUAUGAAGGUUCUGUUUUGGUCUCAAUUAUCCCUUUUUCUGAAGUUUUGUUUACAGACUUUUAUCCUCCAGUUUACGGUAAAUUAAAAAGUUUAAUUUAUAAUGCGAUAAAAUGGUUUAUUGCUUAUUGUAACAGGCCUAUUGUCUUCUCUAAACUCUAAACAGAGUUCAUGACACAAACCAACACAAAACUGUGAAGUGGAAGUGAAAUACAGUUUUUUAAAUUCAGUUUUUACAUGGAAAAUGUUGGCAUGUAUUUGUAUUAAACCCCUGUUGCUCUGAUACCAUGAAGAAGAUCAAACAGUGUUCCUGUUUGCACUUCAAAACAAGCAUUCAGAUCAGAACUAAAAUACAAAUUUAUAAAAAUCAAAAGUAUUUAAAAAUCAAACACAGAAAAACUAAUUUAUCUCCAUAUUUACACAUUUUUUAAUUAAAAUGAAAUGUAUAUGCCAAUAGUCUGACUGAGAUGAGCAGAGCUAAUAGAAACACAUAUGCAUGCCACACUUUUCAGAUUAAAAGUCACCAGAAAUAUAACCAAGGUUCCUUUUUCUUUCACUUUGCAGUUAUGCACUUUGUUUAGGUUCAUCCCAUAAAAUACCAAUGAAAACAUUUUAUUUUGUAACGUCACGAAACGUACAAAACAUUCAUGGGGUGUGAAUACUUUUGUAAAACGUGACGUAAAGCUUCUGCACAGCAUAACUUUGAAAUCACAUCUGCUGGCAUCUCAGUUUCUAGCUGCUAUGUUUUUAUUUUCUGGAAAAAUAGAAUAUAUUCAGCUUGAAUCAAAAAAAAAAAAAAAACUGGAAAUAAAAGAAAAUGUUGCUCAGAUUGGAGCCAAACAUGAUUUUAAUUCAUUUUCCAAAUGCAGUCGUUCCUGUUGUAAAGUUCUGACUUGUUCAAUUGCACUAUGAUAUCCUGAUUCACAUGCUCAUCAAUAAAUGUUUUAUUAAUGUUAAA
Molecule: messenger RNA, 4711 nt
Organism: Poeciliopsis prolifica (blackstripe livebearer)
Lineage: Eukaryota; Metazoa; Chordata; Actinopteri; Cyprinodontiformes; Poeciliidae
Gene: spryd3
Product: SPRY domain containing 3
Exons: 11
Coding region: 90-1340 (416 amino acids)
Molecular function (GO): protein binding
Source: RefSeq, a predicted model, not a curated record